Messenger RNA from Drosophila yakuba, 9949 nucleotides. RefSeq names its product sodium/potassium/calcium exchanger Nckx30C. Gene Ontology annotation, molecular function: calcium channel activity; calcium, potassium:sodium antiporter activity. Gene Ontology annotation, biological process: intracellular calcium ion homeostasis; calcium ion transmembrane transport. Bases 1124 to 3823 code for a protein of 899 amino acids. The record is from RefSeq and is a predicted model, not a curated record. Gene Ontology annotation, cellular component: membrane. The transcript has 9 exons. Lineage: Eukaryota; Metazoa; Arthropoda; Insecta; Diptera; Drosophilidae.
GCUCAACUCGGCUCACAUUCGGCCCGCCAUGGGCUUCGUGUUUGGCCUCCGGACUCGUGGUCGCCUGGCAGGGAACCCAAAUCGUUUUCGGGCGCUGUGCUGACAACAUCCUCGCAGGACCAAGGAGCGGAUGACAGGCGUCCUUUGAGCCUUAACAGUCAUCGAGCGAAGCCUUCGAAAAUGUAAACAAAAGCGACGCAGGCGCAGCAGUACUCUCUCCCUCACUCCGCAAGCAGUUUUGGAAAGGAAAGCCGAGCUUCCAGGCUCGCAUCCUGGUCCUGGUCGGUGCUGGUUCGGUCCUCGGCCGUCGUUGGCUGUCGGUUUUCCAGCCCACCUCCUGGCCAGGCUCAAGAAGAGGCUCGGGCAGCCAGCGCUCACAACGCCAGCAGAGUGCGCAGCGUGAUGUAGUCCAGCUGCAGACCGACACGGCCACCGUUAGCAAGAUUCAGCUCCAGCUUUCGCAGCGGCCACUCAGGGAAACUUUUCCACACUCGGGCACGCAUACAGGCACAGACCGCGUCGGAAAAGCGGAGAAGCGGAAAAGCCUCAGACAAAUGGCCAGGAAUAGCAGCAGCAGCAGCAGCAGUAGCAGCAAGCGCAGCAGCACCAGCAGCAGCAGCAGCAGUGGCACAGUAGCCGUGAGGGAGCCGUGAAGUGAAACGGAAAAGCCUGAAAAAAGGUGGCGUGAAAAGUACCACAAUAGGCAGGGGAGGGGUGUGUGAAAAUCUAGGGGAACAGCGCGCCCCGUGGAAAUGGAAAUGCCGAGGCUCCUGUUAGCCUCGCCAGCAGCGGAUGUAGCCGCAACAGCAGCGGAAACAGCAACCUGAAUCCGAAUCCGCAUCCGCAUCCGCAAUCGCGCCCGCUCCCAAUUUCUCCGCUCUCUCCGUUCCGUGUUAAUUGUUAUUUAUGUAUAGUGUAUAUAUAAAGUUGUGUGAUACAAAUGAAUCGCUUAGAUCUGACGGCAAGCGAGAAACUGUAACCUAAACUCAGUCUAAUCAAAAGCGUACAACGACAACAAACGGUUUUGCAAGUGAAACGACAUAACACCAAGCCAACAAACCAAACAAACCAAAUAAACCGAUCAAACAAGUAAACAAACAACAACAUUAAUCCAACGGGUCCAAUGUUGCAGCCAACAACAUGCAGCAAACAGCAACAGCAGAGGCAGCAACCAGCAAUCGCAACAGCAGCAGUGGGAAGAGCAGCGGUCCAGGAGCUGCUUCAAAAAGCUAAAGAUCAUGGAGCCUUAGCAGCAGCAGCAGCCACUGCAACAGCAGCAGCAACAACUGCAACAGCAGCAGCAACAACUGCAACAGCCGCAACUGCAAGCCGCAACAGCAGCAACACUUGGUGCCACAGCGACAACAUGUUGUCCGCAGGCCGCAGCCGCAUCAGCAGCACAACGAUAGACUUCAACAGUCGCCGGCGGAGGGGGCGCCUACGAGGCCACGCCCCCUUUGAAAUGGCAAUGAACAAGCAACACCAAGCUACGAUACUGGACGAGUGUGUAAAUAUUUUCAAGCGCUUAGUAUUAUUAACAUUAAAAACAAUAUCAGCAACAACAACAAUAACAACAAUAACGAAAGCAAAGACAAGAAGCAGAACAGCAGCGCUACCAGCAACACCUGCACCUGCAACUGCAUCUGCAACAUCAUCUCGUGGUGCCUCCGCGGAGCAGUUGCUCCAACCAAGUAGCCGCAGCCGCUGCAGAAGUCGCCGCUGCCUCCGCCUGCCGAUCUACAGCAUCCUGCUGCUCUGCCUAACCACCCAGGGAUUGGGACUGGGAGAUGCCGCCAAGCCCAAGUCGGCCAAGCAGCACUUCGGUGGCAGCAGCAGCAGCAGCAACAGCAACAAUCCAAACCAGAACCACAACCAGAACCACAACGAUGUCCUGGGCGGCGUGGGCGCCCCAUCGCAAACGUCCGGCGAGGACGAGGCCGAGAUCAUGUACCCCUUCCAGUCCGGGGAGCAGAUGUUCGGUUUGGAGGAGGACCAGGACCAGGAUCCGGAGCUCAAUUCCAAUGCAGUGCCCGGCUCCGACGAGGAUAAUGCGGCCAAUCAACGUGGUAUCAAUGACACGCACAACGAUAAUUCGACCACCACGAAAACGCCACUAUUCCCGAAAGAUCUAUUCACGAAAGAACAGCUUGAGAACGGCGCUGUCAUCCUGCACAUCAUUGGAGUGAUCUAUAUGUUUGUGGCGCUGGCCAUUGUCUGUGAUGAAUUCUUCGUGCCUUCCCUUGACGUAAUCAUUGAAAAGCUCGGCAUCACGGACGAUGUGGCCGGCGCAACGUUUAUGGCGGCGGGUGGCAGUGCCCCCGAGCUCUUCACCAGUGUGAUUGGCGUUUUCGUGUCGUUCGAUGAUGUGGGCAUUGGUACGAUCGUUGGCUCCGCCGUGUUCAACAUCCUGUUUGUGAUCGGGAUGUGCGCGCUCUUCUCCAAGACGGUCCUGUCGCUCACCUGGUGGCCUUUGUUCCGCGACUGCUCGUUCUACAGCAUCAGUCUGCUGGUGCUCAUCUACUUCUUCCGGGACAAUCGCAUCUUCUGGUGGGAGGCCCUCAUCCUGUUCACCAUCUACAUCGGCUAUGUGGCCUUCAUGAAGUGGAACGUCCAGGUGGAGACGUGCGUCAAGAAGAUGAUUACCAAAAACAAGGUGACUCGCGUCAGAAGUACAGAUCAACUUAUGCCAGCAGGUAAUGCGGCCAACUCCUCGGAAACAUCGAUGGCCACCCAGCCGGGCGGCUCCGUAACAUCGCGGGCGGCCAGCGAAACCCGCUCGGGUCCGCCCGGAUCGAGCAAUGCGGGCGCCACAGGUAAUAGCAGCGGCGGGGGCGGCACCUCGGGUAGUACUCAGACCGGUGCCAAGUUCCGCCACGGCCUGUUACAGCUAAUGAUACACACGAUAGAUCCACUACACGAUGAUGAUGUUCCAGGCAAAGUGGACGAGAAGGCGACGCAGCUGCACGCCAUCGCCUCGCUGAAGGUGUUGCUGGAUGCCACCAAACCACAGCGCGGUGGUGCCACCACCUCGGCGGCCAACCACGUCAAGAUCAACCUCAAGGAGACCACGCUCGCCGAUCGUCCCAAUGGGAACAUCGAUACCACCCUCGACUCGCCAUCGUUGAGUGGUCGACGUCCUAGCUGGAUUGAGCAGAGGGUCAAAAUUCAGACACGCAAAUUUAGCAUCAAAGCGCCCGAAAUCGAGGAUGAGCCGGAACCACUGAGCAUGGCCUGGCCGGACACGGCGCGGAAGCGGCUCACCUACGUCCUGGUGGCCCCGCUCCUGGUGCCCAUGUGGCUCACACUGCCCGACACGCGGACGCCGCGCGGCAAGCGCUUCUUUCCGGUCACCUUUAUUGGCUCCAUCGUGUGGAUCGCGGCCUUCUCCUACCUGAUGGUCUGGUGGGCCAACGUGGCCGGCGACACGGCGCGCAUUCCGCCCGAGGUCAUGGGUCUGACCUUCCUGGCGGCGGGCACCUCCAUUCCGGACUUGAUUACCUCGGUGAUUGUGGCACGCAAGGGAUUCGGCGACAUGGCCGUGUCCAGUUCGGUGGGCAGCAACAUAUUCGACGUGACCGUGGGCCUGCCGAUACCGUGGCUGCUGUACGGCAUCAUCUAUGGGGCGCCCGUCGAGGUGAACUCGGUGGGCAUGGUCUGCUCCAUAACCAUCCUGUUUAUGAUGCUGGUGUUCGUGGUGAUGUCGAUCGCCUGCUUCCGCUGGCGCAUGAACAAGGGGUUGGGCUUCACCAUGUUUCUGUUGUAUUUUGCCUUUGUCGCCGUGUCGCUGAUGUUCGAAUACGAUGUGAUCACGUGCCCCUUUUAAAUUGGGGGCAGGGGCAAAGACAAAAGCGGGCAACAGUUACCGAGUUACCCGGCUGUCGUGCCAUCGAGCUACCGAGCCAGCAAGGAUACCUGCCAAGGAUAUCUGGAUGCCGCCGAGGACGAGACGAGGACCCCGCCCCGUCAGCCUCACACCCAAUUAGCUAAAUUAUAUACAAGCAAAUUAAUGGAUGAUAAACAAAUUAAUUAACAGUGGACUAAAGCUAAAUAAUCGAAUUGUUAAACCGACAGAAACAGAAAGACAGACAGACAGACAUACAGAUACAGAUACAGAUACAUCGCUCACAGAUACACACACCACAACCAACACACAUGUAAAAGCGAUACUGAAUUAACGAAAUCGAAUACUUAACGUUAACAAAAUGCGAGUUAGUUAGUGCCAGCGUUUCUUUUUCGAAAGACAUUUACUUUAAAGUGUUUAGCGCAGCUUUUUAACGCAAGCCGCACCCUAUCCUAUCCUAAACUCUAUGAAUCUUUGCUCCCAACUAUCGUAUCUAUCUGCGACACUAUCUAAUACCAAUACCAAAACUAGCGAGAAGGAAACACGACAAUGGCUUCCCAACCACUUACUAACUAUCUACCUAACGUUUGGGUUUUAACUACAAGCAUAAGAAACCAGAUACCAUACACCAUACCAGAUGUAUGUUGUAUGUAUCAAACAAAUAUACAAGUACUCGUAUAUGAAUAUCUCGGCACAAGGCACCUAUAUCCUAUAUGCGGUAUGAUAUGAUACGAUACGAUACGAUACGAUAAAGGAAAGCAGCCUCCAAAAUUUGUGUUGAGCUCUUUCGGUUCGAUCGAUCGAGCAGAAGCCUUUCAUUUGCGUGCUCUACUAAGAUUUCUUCUCCUAAAAGCUUUAUCCAGAGCCUAUCUAAACUCUAUCUAGUUUACGACUUAUACAUAAUACUUAUAUAUCCACUCACACGCACACUUACAUGGCAUACUAUAUAUUGACCUGUAUUGAUUAAGUGAUAAUUUGCGUACUUAUCGAACAACAAAACUCUCAAAGUAAGCUACAGUUGUAUUCGAAUUCAACGCUAAAUCGAAGCGAAUGUCUUUGAAUGGCUUUGAACAAUUUGCUUAAGUGCAUUUGCCAUACAUCCAGACCAGAUCAUUAUGAUAUGAUUAUCGAUUACACUGAUUCCAGUCCGAUGCUAAUUCAAAUUCUAAUUAUAAUUCUAAUUCUAAUUAUAGUUAUGAUUAUGAUUCUAGUUCUGAUCCCGUUUCUAGUCCUAAUUCUAAUUCUGAUUCAUGUUGGCGUGUAGGAGGAGCAGAGUUUAAAUUAAUCUUUAAAUUGAAGCCAUAUUUAUUAUAGACUACUUCAAAUCCAAAAACCAAAAGCCUAAGAUACAAAAAAAACCAAAAAAAAAAAAAAGAAACUAAUUUCAUAUACUUUUUGCUUAAUGAAGUCCCCCAAGUACAUAUAUAUGAGCAUAUUAACGUAUUUAUAUAUAAACGACAUAUAAGACGAUAUUUAACGAAACAAAACAAAAUCAACUUGCUCUCUUUAUUUAGAAGGUACGUAACAUUUUUCUAAACUAAAACUAAAACUAAAACCCUAAACUCGUAAAACCAAGUGGCCGCAAAAGCGUUGAAAUGCAAAUGGAAAAGAAACCCAAAUAAUUUAACAUAAAACUCAUACAUAUAUACACCUUAAUAUAAACAUACUUAUAUAUAAAUAUAUAUAUUUUAUAUAUACCAGAAGAUAACUUACUAUAUAUAUAUGCAACUAUACUUAAGUAGGCAAUGUAUCUAACGGAUAUCCAGACGUUUGCAUAUGGCUCGCAGUCAAGUUAAGGAAGCGACAAGACAAGAUACAAAUACAGAUACACAUACAAGGUACAAACAGAGAUACAGACACAGAUACAGAUACAAACACACACGAACACUCAGAACAGAAAGCAAUAAUUUUUAUUACCAGUGAACUUAGAGGAUUCCGCAGUGGAAUGGCACUAUAUGCAUACUCCUAUAUGUACGACAUGCGAAUCUCACUGCGAAAUUGCGAACAUGAAGACCCACAGGCAGUUGUAACGCAUCGGAAAUAAUUAUAUAUGCAUUCACAUUCGCUGAAUUAUAUGCUGUAUCUACUGAACAAUGCGAUGUGCCGAUGCAAAUGCAGAAUUAACGUAACUAAGUGGCUGCUCUUACACCCCAUGGGUGCAGUGCAUUCGAUUGCACACAGAUAUAAAUAUAUAAAUAAAUGAUAAUAUGAAAUAUGCAUGUAGGAUAUGGACAGGUCGAAGGUCACAGCAGAACAGCAGAACAGCAGAACAGCAGAACAUGAGAACCGGAAGAGCGCAGGAGCAACGCGAUUGUCAGGGAACGAGAUGGAGGAGACAUUGUAUAAAACUCGAACGAGACUUACAUCACACCCUUCUCCGCAUAGAAGACACAGCAUCCCUUCAUCUGCGAAAGAGUAUACCAGUACCAAUCCAGCGGAAAGUUGGCUGAGAACUUGACUUCCUAAGGGUCAUCUAAGACCUUGAAUAUGUUUCAUUUCGUACUAUAUCGUAUUAUUUUGAAAAUGUAUCUGUACUUUGACUCUCAAUCGUUUGUAAAGCUACGUUACUACUUUCUAAGAAUGCCCAAGUUUCGUUGACUACAUAUAAUUUAGAAACUAUAUGUCCAAAUGCCCUAGUCAGUCCUAACCACUUCGUAAGCCUCCUACUUCUCAGCCACUCCAAGCAUUUCUCACUGUAGCUCUUAAUUCCAAAAGUGUCGACUUUAGUCCUUCUAUACUGGAUAUACAUAUACGUCUCAGCAUCGUAUAUAUCCCAACUAUGUAGCAAGCUCACUUCUCACGAGAAGAUUGCCUUGGUCGCCAGGCUUUAACAGAGACAACUUCCAAGAACAAACAACAAAUUAACUUAAACUUUUAUACAUGCUAUAUGUUAAACUAAAGACAACAAAGGGUAGCAGCAACUAAAUCGAAUAGAAAACCUUUAAAAAAAUAUCUUCCAAAUUAACUUUAAAACCAAGUCAUAUUUAUUAUAUAAAAGUAAAAUACUUGAGAUCGAAACACUCUCACACUUAACUACAUCUUAUUAGAACCUAACGAGAAAAUGGAAAAGCACACCCAGCAAUUACUUGUACUGAAAAUUUCCCUCACACACACACACACACGCACACACCCACUCACAUCUGAGCUAACACACUUGCAUUUAAACAUAUCGCGCCGAUUUUCUAUCUACAAACGCCAAUAUUCCGAGAGGAAGCCCGAACAGAAUUGAGAAAAUUGUUAGGGAACUAAGAUAAACACGAUAAUUUCAAGAAACUUCUCCCACUUCCAAAUGUAUGUUUUGAAAACUUAUAACACCCAAUAAACCCAAUAAACAUAAUCCCCGAUUCCCCCAUUCAUCCCAAAUCGAAAUCAUCAUCCAAAAGCGCACACAACACACAAAAUUGUCGAAUGGCGUUGAAGUCUCGCUUUAAAGCAACGUAAAUAAGAGGAAAUAUAUACAAGAAACAUAUAUAUAUAAAGAUAUAUAUAUGAAAUUGUUAUGGUUAUAGAUUUUUAACAAGUUGAAUAAUUGCGUAAAAGUAAAAAGUAAAAGUGAAACAAAAACGAAAACACAAAAAAAUUGUUGAAACAUUAGCAAAAGCGUUCAUAAAACAUAAACGAAGCGUAAGGAAGGUAAUAAUAAUAACGAUAAAACGAAACAGAGCAAACCAAAUCGAAUCGAAAGAUAUAGUAAUGCUAUAUAUACUUUAUGAAAUAUUUAACUAUGAAAAUAAAAAUCAUUGUUUGAAAUUAAAGUGAAAAAAGUAAACCUAAAAAAAAAAAACAACAAAAAAACUUACUUUGUGUUUGCUAAUUUUGUGUCCACAAACAAAUUUUGAGUUUGCAGAAAAAUCAAGCGUAAGUAUACCCAAUUGAUUGUUAUGUUUUUAAACGUAAUUGGCAUGACUAGAUAUUCAAUGUUCGAUGUUUUCAAAUAAAAUUAGCAAACACAAGCACAGACCAUUCGGAUGCAUUUCUAGAGAUCUGAUCUGGCCCAAUACUAAUCACGCCCUCAAGUCAAUCACCAAAUACAAUCGUCUUGAACAGAAAUAGCGAUAUACUCGUACCAUACAUAUACCACAUACCGUCUACGGGAAUAAUAAACGAACGAGCACAUAAUCAUUGAUUUCAGCUUUAAAUAAUCUACGAACUAGACCUAAACCGUAUAUGGGACACACGGAUAUUUAUUAACUUUUAUAAACCAGUACACAGUAUAUGUACCAUAUACCACAUAUACCAUAUACCAUAUACCAUAUACCUAAUACCAUAUAGCAAAUAGAAUAUAGCGUGUUUGUGCGAUCACACGGCCCAAGUGGAUUACUUUUUUUAAUACUUAAUACGAUUACGAUUACGAAUACAAAUAGAACACGUGAAGUGCAAUGUAUGCAAUACUUAUAUUCAAUUAUACAAUAUUUAGAGACCGUUUCAAGUUGCGUCCGUUGUUUAGGCAGAGAAUCACAGAAAACAAUAACUUUUCAGCGGCUUCGAUUUGAUUUCGAUUUGAAUUUUUCGUUCGAUAUGCGAAAACCAAACGAUUACCAAUAAAUGAUUAAACGAAAAUGCAAGCAUGAAGCAAAUAUGAAUGAAUAUAUGAAUCCAGUAAAAAGUAAUAGUUAACAUAUUGGUAGACUAAUUUAAAGAUUUUAUAGCGUUUUCAAAUUUAUAACUGUAUAAACCGGAUGCGUUUAUUAUUUGUAAUGCCAGCGAUCAGCCGACCGACAUCGGAUGUCACCAGAUAUAGUGCGUGAACAUAUAUAUAGAGCCGUCGUGUGUAAUAACAAUUAUCAUUACCCACCAAAAUACGUAUAUUUUCCGUUGUUGCGUUUCGAUCGUUGUAAUUUUGAAUUUUACCUUACAAAUGCAAAUGUGUGUUUUUUCGGAACAAAAACAAGCGGACCGAUCUAUCGAUACUGGCAUGUAAUUAGUGCAGACGGGUGUGUAAUUUUAAUAGCGAACAAUGAGAGUAUUAUAAUAACAGACAUUAAUUUUAACAACUGAUACGCUUCUAGCACAUAAGAUUGUACAAAUGAUUUAUAUGAAUAAUACAAUAAACCAUGAAAGGAAAACAUCAAAUACGAGAGCUAAAGUCAGUUCAGAUAUUCAGUUGAUGCAGUCUAAAAAUAUAAUUGAAACCCACUACUUACUCAUCAAAGAAGUAGAUACCCCGCUCCCAAAGAUUCCAAUACCAUGCUGAACUCACUUUAUCUCUGUGACGAACCAGAGAGCUCGUACGAUAAAUACUUAUGUAUGUACGUAUGUAUGUAUGGUGUAAUACAUCGAGUUAUUUACUUUAUACAAGUACGUCUAGUUAACGACAUUUAGAUUUUAUACAAAACACACCCAGAAACACGCAGUCAUUCGAUUCCCAACUCCAACAACCGAACCAAAUUCACCAGUAUACCAGUAUACCCAUCAGUUAAUGGAGAUCAUCAAAAUCGGGCAUGGAGUGAAGGCAAAUCAAAUAUAUAGUCAAUUUCUAACGAUACAUGCAAACAUAUAUGGCUGGCACUCAAGAUAUAUAUAAAGCAAACGUAUAUGAAGUUAUAUAAAGCAUUUUAAGGAUCGUCAGCUGGAGAAAGGCGCAGAGUAGAGCGGGGUGAAAGCCCCAAAAAACCUUAUGUAAAUCAAAACGAAGCUAUAGCGAAUAAACCGAAAUGUUAACUAGUUAUUUAGGUGAAAUAUACAACAAACCACACUCAGAUGCAGCAUGCAGAUGCAGAUGCAAAUGCAGAUGCAAAUGCAGAUACAGAUACAUUUACAUCGAACCGUUAACAAGGCUUUGAAAGCUCAGAAGAAUUACUCAAGCAGACACUCAAGAACACGACACAAGGACACGAAUGUUCAAAAACGCAGAGUUGUAGAAGAGCCGCAGCAAACGAGAAAGGGCCGUUUAAUAAACUUUUGUUAUCAAGCAAGACAGCAUAACGAAACGAAAUGCGACUGCAGUAAGCACGUGGCGAAAACCAAAAACGAAGUUAAUGUUCAAACUAACUAAUAUAUAACGAAUAUUAUAUAAUACAACAAACUUAGACUGUAUGUUAUUUUCUCAAUACAAUACCUAUAAAAAACAAUAAAAACAGAUUCAAUAAAAUGAGUUAUCCAAUGGCA